Molecule: messenger RNA, 1513 nt
Organism: Theobroma cacao (cacao)
Lineage: Eukaryota; Viridiplantae; Streptophyta; Magnoliopsida; Malvales; Malvaceae
Gene: URH1
Product: uridine-ribohydrolase 1
Biological process (GO): purine nucleoside catabolic process
Cellular component (GO): cytosol
Molecular function (GO): purine nucleosidase activity
Source: RefSeq, a predicted model, not a curated record
UCGGGAGCGGACUUAGAAUAAGAUUUCUUCUUCUCGGACUCUCUCUCUGGCAGCGGCCGCUUCAUCGUCUCGCCCCUUUCGCCUCACGACAAUUCCCAAUUUAUUUUAAUUUCGUUUUCACAUCCAUAUUCGUUAAAUUAAUUACUAAUAAAUCAAUUAUUCGAUCUAAUUUCUGCUAUAUAUAAAUAUUAGUAGUUUUCUGGAGAUUGAACUCUUGAUUUUGCGUGAAUAUGGAUUGUGAAAUGAAGAAAAAUUCUCACGAUGGGAUUGUCGUUAAUGGCAAAAACGAGGGCGUUUUCGGCUCACCUGCCAAGAGGAUCAAGCUCAUUAUCGAUACUGACCCCGGAAUCGAUGAUAGUAUGGCAAUCUUAAUGGCAUUCCAAAGUCCGGAGUUGGAGAUCUUAGGUUUGACGACAAUAUUUGGUAAUGUUGCUACAGAAGAUGCCACCUGUAAUGCCUUACUUCUGUGUGAGAUCGCAGGGUGUCCAGAUGUUCCUGUAGCAGAAGGCAGCCCUGAACCUCUUAAGGGUGGGAGGCCACGUAUCGCUGACUUUGUUCAUGGUUCUGAUGGACUGGGGAACAUAUUUCUACCUCCUCAAAAAACAAAGAAAUCUGAGAAGAGUGCCUCUGAAUUUUUAGUUGAAAAGGUCUCUGAAUAUCCUGGUGAAGUAUCCAUACUUGCACUUGGACCGCUGACAAACUUGGCAUUGGCAAUCAGAAGGGACUCAACCUUUGCUAACAAGGUGAAAAAUAUAGUUGUACUUGGUGGUGCAUUCUUUGCAUUAGGAAAUGUGAAUCCUGCUGCUGAAGCAAAUAUUUAUGGAGACCCUGAAGCAGCUGAUGUUGUGUUUACUUCGGGAGCUAAUAUUGUUGUUGUUGGGAUUAACAUUACUACCCAAGUCAAAAUGACAGAUGAUGACCUCCUCGAACUGAAACAAUCAAAGGGAAAGUAUGCUCAGCUGCUGAGUAACAUGUGCAAAUUCUACAGAGAUUGGCAUGUGAAGUCUGACGGUGUAUAUGGGAUAUUUCUUCAUGACCCUGUCAGUUUUGUGGCUCUAGUUCGGCCAGAUCUCUUCACAUACAAGAAGGGGGUUGUGAGGGUUGAGACACAGGGCAUAUGUGUGGGGCAUACAUUGUUGGAUCAAGGAUUAAAAAGAUGGAAUGGAAGCAACCCUUGGACAGGCUAUUCCCCAGUUUCUGUCGCUUGGACAGUCAAUGUGGAUGAAGUCCUCAAGUAUAUUAAGAAACUGUUGAUGAAACCAUAAAAGCUGAAAAUAGGACUUGAUAUUAUAAAAGAUGUCAACAACCCAAACUGGGGUUUGGAUUGCCUUUGAUUUCAACUAAAAAAAGGCCCCUUGUAAUUUAUUCUCUUCAUGCCACCCAAAUUUGGGUUUAAAGAGCUCAUAAUUGUUUUCAUAUUGAUGGAUCUCUUAUUUAUUGCAAAAAACAUUCACUAUGAUGAUCCUCAACUAAUAAGAAAUAUUGUAAAUGAUGCUUUAUCUUGAACAUGUAA